AUUGCGCUCCCUCUUCAGGUGAUCGAUCCUGCCUGCUGAGGCAAGCGGGCGGAUGGUCCUCGGAGCUGCUUGCUCUCCUGCAAAAAUGCUUUCUAAAAGCAACCACUUGCUUAGGAAAUUCUCGACCACAGCCAGGGACUACUAUCAAAAUAAACUAAAGCUAGCUUUAAUAGGCCAGAGUCUGUUUGGACAAGAAGUCUACAAGCAUUUGCAAAAAGAAGGGCACAAAGUGGUUGGAGUGUUCACAGUCCCAGACAAAAAUGGGAAAGCAGAUCCUUUGGCCUCAGCUGCCGAAAGGGAUGGAACUCCUGUCUUCAAAUUCCCAAGGUGGAGAGUUAAAGGCAAACCUAUCCAGGAAGUUCUUGAAGCCUAUAACUCAGUUGCAGCAGAAUUGAAUGUCCUUCCAUUCUGCACACAGUUCAUUCCAAUGGAGGUUAUUGACAGUCCAAAGCAUGGCUCUAUUAUUUACCAUCCCUCAAUCCUUCCUCGCCACCGAGGAGCAUCUGCAAUCAAUUGGACUUUAAUUCAAGGAGAUAAGAAGGCUGGAUUUUCAGUUUUUUGGGCAGACGAAGGUUUGGACACAGGACCAAUUCUUCUGCAGAGGGAAUGCGAUGUUGGUCCAAAUGAAACUGUUGAUGACCUGUAUAAUCGGUUUCUUUUCCCAGAGGGAAUCAAAGCUAUGACAGAAGCUGUGCAGCUAAUUGCUGAUGGCCAAGCUCCUCGGAUACCUCAGCCUGAAGAAGGUGCUACCUAUGAAGGCAUCCAGAAGAAAGAAAAUGCCAAGAUUUCUUGGGAUCAACCAGCUUUAUCUUUGCAUAACUGGAUCAGAGGACAUGAUAAAGUACCUGGAGCCUGGGCAGAAAUCAAUGGCCAGAUGGUUACUUUCUAUGGCUCAUCCAUUCUUGAUGGCUUACCACCUUCAGGUGAAGAACUGGAAAUACAAGGUGCUGCAAAACCUGGUCUGGUAACUGACAAAGGUCUGGUUCUGUUUGGCAAUGAUGGAAAGACGCUGCUAGUAAAGAAUCUUCAGUUGGAAGAUGGAAAAAUGAUCCCAGCAUCUAACUACUUCGCCACUGAUGAGGUAGCUGCAAUAGAACUUUCUGAAGAAGAGAAAAAGAUGGCAGAAGAUAUCAAGUCCAUUUGGAAGGGAAUUUUGAGCAACGUGGCUGAAAUUGAAGACACCACUGAUUUCUUUAAAGCUGGAGCAACAUCAAUGGAUGUGGUUAGGGUGAUUGAAGAGAUCAAGCAAAAAUGUGCUGGACUUGAACUUCAGAAUGAAGCUAUCUACAUGGCCCCCAGAUUUGGUGAUUUUGUUCAAAUGGUCGUCAGAAAGCACAGAGGAGAAGACAAGGAAGAAGAAUUAGAGAUAGAUUAUGUUUCAAAAUAUAUUAACCACAUGACUAUAAAGAUGCCAUAUCAAUGUUUCAUCAAUGGGAGAUUUGUAAAUGCUGAAGGUGGAAACACGUAUGACUCUAUAAAUCCAACAGAUGGAUCAGUGAUUGCUAAAGUGUCCCUGGCUACGGUGAGUGAUGUUGACAGAGCCGUGGGAGCAGCAAAAGAUGCCUUUGAAUAUGGUGAAUGGGGAAAGAUGAAUGCAAGAGAAAGAGGACAAUUAAUGUACAGACUUGCGGAUCUGAUGGAAGAACAUCAAGAAGAGCUGGCAACCAUAGAGGCUGUUGACUCAGGAGCUGUGUACACAUUAGCUUUGAAGACCCAUGUAGGAAUGUCAGUGCAAACAUUCCGAUAUUUUGCUGGAUGGUGUGACAAAAUACAGGGUUCUACCAUUCCAAUAAAUCAAGCACGACCAAACCACAAUUUAACGUUCACCAGAAAAGAACCCUUAGGAGUCUGUGCUAUUGUUAUUCCAUGGAAUUAUCCACUGAUGAUGCUGGCAUGGAAGAGUGCGGCGUGUUUGGCUGCUGGCAAUACUUUAGUUCUGAAACCAGCACAGGUAACUCCGCUGACUGCCUUGAAAUUUGGAGAGCUCUCUGUGAAAGCUGGAUUUCCUAAAGGCGUUAUCAAUAUUUUACCUGGUUCAGGUGGUUUAGUAGGACAACGCUUAUCAGAACAUCCAGACAUCCGUAAACUUGGGUUCACUGGCUCAACACCAAUUGGGAAACAUAUCAUGAAAAGCUGUGCUGUCAGUAACCUGAAGAAGGUUUCUUUGGAACUGGGUGGAAAAUCCCCACUGAUCAUAUUCAAUGACUGUGAACUUGACAAAGCUGUGAGAAUGGGCAUGGGAGCAGUAUUCUUCAACAAAGGAGAGAAUUGCAUUGCAGCUGGUAGACUGUUUGUUGAGGAAUCUAUUCAUGAUGAAUUUGUUAAAAGAGUGGUGGAAGAAACCCGGAAGAUGAAAAUAGGUGAUCCACUGGAUAGAGCCACAGACCAUGGACCUCAAAAUCACAAAGCACAUUUGGAAAAGCUUCUGGAGUACUGCCAAACUGGAGUAAAAGAAGGAGCAACUUUAUUAUAUGGAGGAAGACAAGUAUGUAGACCAGGCUUUUUCAUGGAACCUACCAUAUUUACUAAUGUUGAGGAUGACAUGCAUAUUGCCCAUGAAGAAUCCUUUGGGCCAGUGAUGAUCAUUUCCAAGUUCAAAGACGGAGAUGUUGAUGGAGUGUUAGAACGAGCCAACAGAACAGAAUACGGUUUGGCUUCAGGUGUUUUCACCAAAGACAUAAGUAAAGCACUAUAUGUCAGUGACAAACUGGAAGCCGGAACUGUUUUUAUUAACACUUAUAACAAAACUGAUGUGGCAGCACCAUUUGGUGGAUUCAAGCAGUCUGGUUUUGGAAAAGAUUUAGGUGAAGAAGCUCUUAAUGAGUACCUGAGAACAAAAGCUGUAACUGUGGAAUACUGAACAGCUCAGCCAAGAAGCCCCAUUCUUCCUCUGACCCACGGCAACUAAAGGAUUACAAACAACAAAGUAGAAAAUGCUUCCUGGCCUGAACAUGCCAACUAGUGUCUCAGUGCAAUGAUCCAAUUAAGAACAUUUGCAUUUAUUCACAAUGGGAUUCCUCAGAGGAGUUAAAAACUUGCUACGGAUUACUGUGAUCACAAAGUAUUCUUUCCUGUAGCUAUCAUGUUCUCCUCCAUCUGCUGACAUUUAGGGCUAAAUGAAGGCGAGACAGAAAUCCAGAAACCAUCAAAUUUCUGAUAUUUUGUCUCUAUGAACCUUUUACUUAAGUUGGAAACAUGCUAUAAUUUUUUUAUUUGUCCUCAGUAACCAUGGGGGUCUUGGCCACUUUACACCAGCAUCAUACUUUUUUCCUGCAAUAAACAUUUUGCAUAUUUGAACUAACUCAGAAAACCAGUUCACCAUAAACAUGGUUUAUGUACCCAAGGAAGUGCACUUAUUAUGAAUCUGUACAAUAAAGAACUGAACAUCCGUGUUAUUCCCCUAAAUAAUAAAAAAAGUAGUAGAACUAUUUUGUAAUCUGUUUGCCAAUGAGUUGUAUGUGAUCUCUAAUUGUGGGUGCCACAUUAAAUAAAUGCUUUUUGGAUGUCCUGUAGUAUUUAAUGACCUAGUAUUGCAUCUGUAAGAUAAUCUCUCUCGCUCUGUAAUACAUUUACAAUGUUUUAAAGUUAGGGGUCCCCAACCCCCAGUCUGUGGCAUUGGUCCACGAUAUGUCAGAAACUGGUCCAUGCAAAAAAAGCGACGGCCCAACCACGGGACGCAGGCAACACACAAAACCAUGCUCCCUCAGGUCCACAGAAAAUCUUUUCUCCACAGAACUGGUCCCUGAUGCCCAAAAGGUUGGGGGCCACUGCUCUAA
Messenger RNA from Ahaetulla prasina, 3776 nucleotides. RefSeq names its product aldehyde dehydrogenase 1 family member L2 (gene ALDH1L2). Bases 53 to 2860 code for a protein of 935 amino acids. Gene Ontology annotation, molecular function: aldehyde dehydrogenase (NAD+) activity; formyltetrahydrofolate dehydrogenase activity. The transcript is spliced from 23 exons. Gene Ontology annotation, cellular component: cytoplasm. NCBI's taxonomy places the organism in Eukaryota, Metazoa, Chordata, Lepidosauria, Squamata, Colubridae. Gene Ontology annotation, biological process: 10-formyltetrahydrofolate catabolic process; biosynthetic process; one-carbon metabolic process. The record is from RefSeq and is a predicted model, not a curated record.